AGUAAACUGUAUUUAAAUAUUUUAUUGUCAAUCAAUCAAUUGAUUUGAUUGUCUCUGAAAUAAUUUAACGAAAACUUAAUUUAUUAUUAUUUUAUUGUUUUAUGCAAUCAAUUACCAAAUCUUUAACAAUCAGUAGAUUUUGUCAAAGAGUUUUCAGCAAUUCAUUUGCAAUGACAACGACAGCCGCCGCCGUAACCAACAAAAUGAUGUCCACCUCCUCCUCGGCCACCGACGCCAUCACCACAGCCUCGCAAUCAUUUCAGUAUCCAUCGGUCAGAAGAGAUAAUACAUCGGAUGUGAUUCACGGACACAAAAUCAACGAUCCUUAUCGAUGGCUAGAAGAUGCCGACAGUACCGAUACUAAACAGUUUGUCGACAAACAAAACGAGAUAACUAUGCCUUAUAUCGAGUCCUGUGUUCAUCGGCAACAAAUCGACAAAAGAUUGAACCAAUUGUGGCACUACUGUCGAUAUGGUUGUCCAUUCAAACGAGGCGACAACUACUACUACUAUAUGAACACUGGCCUACAAAACCAGUCGAUACUCUAUGUAAUGUCGUCACUGGAUGGCGAACCGCAAGUGUUUCUCGAUCCGAAUCAGUUGAGUCCGGACGGAACAACAUCGCUGGGCGAGACAUCGUUUUCCGAAGACGGCAAAUGGUUUGCCUACGGACUGAGCGAUUCGGGUAGCGAUUGGGUUCGCAUACGUGUGAAAAAUGUAUCGACCGGUGAGGAUGUGGCCGAAGAGCUAACAAAAAUUAAGUUUACAAACAUUGCGUGGACUCACGAUAACAAUGGCUUCUUUUAUGGCUACUAUCCGGACCACACCGACAAAAGUGACGGAACUGAGACAACCGCCAAUCAAUACCAGAAGCUGUUCUAUCAUCGCCUGAAUACCAAACAAACUGAUGAUAUUCUUAUAGCCGAAUUCCCCGACGAACCCAACUGGCGAAUGACACCAGUGGUCAGCGAUUGUGGAAAAUAUCUUCACGUAUUUGUUAGAGAAAGCUGUCAAAAUUGUCUCUGGUUUUAUGCAUACAUCGACGGUCUGGCCAUCAAUGGCCCGAUCAAACUCACACCGAUCAUUGAAGAGUAUAGCGCCGAAUACGAGUAUAUAACUAACGAUGAUUCGGUUUGUUAUGUACGGACCAAUAAGUUGGCCAACAAUUAUCGGGUAAUCAAAUUUGAUUUGAACGGCGGCACUCAGAUGGACUCGUGGACCGAUGUUAUUGCCGAACAUCCGGACAAUGUACUGGAUUGGUGUACAGUGGCCAACAACGACGUACUCAUUGCCUGUUAUAUCAAAGAUGUGGUGAACGUUAUCGAAUUGCGACGUCUGAGUGAUGGCCAACUGUUGACUGAUAAACCAUCAUUGGAUCUACCGAUGGGUGCCAUUACCGGGUUUUCGGGUAAACGUAAACAAUCGGAAAUAUUCUACUAUUUGACAUCAUUUUUGAUACCUGGCGUUAUCUAUCACUACGAUUUCAAGAGUAAACCAAAAAUAUUCAAACAAAUCGAAGUCAAAGAUUUCAAUUCCUCAGAUUACGAGACCAAACAAGUCUUCUACGAUAGUAUGGAUGGAACCAAAGUACCGAUGUUUAUCGUUCAUCACAAAGAUUUGAAACCCAGCGGCGAUAAUGUCUGCCUGUUGUACGGUUACGGCGGUUUCAAUAUAUCCAUACAGCCGUCGUUCAACGCACAUCGGCUACUAUUGAUGAACCAAUUGAACGGUAUAUUUGCAUUGGCCAACAUUCGCGGGGGCGGCGAAUACGGCGAGAAAUGGCACGAUUCGGGAAAACUAUUGAACAAACAGAAUGUUUUCGAUGACUUUCACGCGGCGGCCAACUAUCUGAUUGACAAUCACUAUACAAACCCCCGUAAACUGAUUAUUCAGGGCGGCUCUAAUGGCGGUCUACUGGUGGCUGCCGUAGCCAAUCAACGACCCGAUCUGUACGGUUGUGUUGUUUGUCAUGUCGGGGUACUGGAUAUGUUACGGUUCCAUAAGUUUACUAUUGGUAAGGCCUGGUGUUCCGAUUAUGGCAAUCCCGAUGAAGAAAUACAUUUCAAUAAUGUCUUAAAGUAUUCACCGUUGCAUAACAUACCCGAUUCAGUGGAUACAUAUCCGGCUACUCUUAUACUGACAGGUGAUCACGACGAUCGUGUUGUUCCCUUACAUUCGUUCAAAUUUAUUGCACAACUACAACACCAAUUGGCUCAGACCAAUACCCGGACACCGUUGAUGAUACGGGUGGACACCAAAUCGGGUCACGGAGCGGGCAAACCAACCACUAAAAUGAUCCAGGAGCUGACAGAUAUCUAUUCAUUCAUUAUUAAUGCACUCAAAUUGGAUUAUUAUCCAUAA
Oppia nitens is the source of this 2360-nucleotide messenger RNA. RefSeq names its product prolyl endopeptidase-like. Gene Ontology annotation, biological process: proteolysis. Gene Ontology annotation, molecular function: oligopeptidase activity; serine-type endopeptidase activity. The coding region runs from base 102 to 2360 and encodes 752 amino acids. The transcript is spliced from 8 exons. The record is from RefSeq and is a predicted model, not a curated record. Lineage: Eukaryota; Metazoa; Arthropoda; Arachnida; Sarcoptiformes; Oppiidae. Gene Ontology annotation, cellular component: cytosol.